AUGUGGCUGAACAGUCUGUUUUCAAUCCUCUGUUUGGCCCUGGCCGUUAGCUUCGACUACGUGUCUGCAGUAGUAUGUGGGGACGAGAUGUUUUUCGCACCCAACGGUACUUACGAUACCAACCGUCGUCUCGUCCUCGCAACUCUUGCUUCCAACGUCAUCUCUCAAGACGGCUACUACAACGUCUCUGUUGGUGAAGGCCCCGGAAGGAUAUAUGCCUUAGGGAUGUGCAUCCCAGGGACUGAACCACAGAUCUGUUCAGACUGUAUCCAAGCCUCGUCCAAAUAUUUAUUACAAGACUGCCAGAACCAGACAGACUCAUAUGACUGGAGCCCUCCUUUCUGUUAUGUUCGUUAUUCCAACAGCUCGUUUUACAACGAGAUUACUCUCAAGCCGCAAUACGCAGAGUACUACACUGGAGAUAUCCCUGGGAACGUAACAGAGUUUAACAGAUUAUGGGAAGAUCUCAUGAGGCGUAUGAUAACAGCAACCUCAUCUUCAACUCCUGGGUCGCCUGCACGGAGGCAUUAUACUGUCGAUAUGAUCCCUUUUACAGGCUUCGUUAAUAUAUAUGCCCUGAUGCAGUGUAUUCCUUGGAUAUCUUCGGAGGACUGCCAAAAAUGUCUUCUAGAAAAUGUCCGUAGGCAGCAAAAUUGCUGCAGUAAGUACAAAGGAGGUAGCGUUAGGAGGCCGGUCUGCUAUUCCCUGACUGAUACUUCUCCCUUUUUUGGUGCUUUUGAUAACAUAACGUUGUCCCCACCUCCUCAAGGCCCUCUACCUCAAGCCCCACGUACCUCGCCUCCUCUAGGGGAUUUGACCAAGAAAGAUGGCAAAACGAUCUCCACAAGAACUGUAGUGGCAAUUGUUGUCCCAGUAGCAAUAAUUGUGCUCCUGCUUGCUCUAGGCUUUGCAUUUUACAGGAGUAGAAAAUCAUAUAAACCAAUGAAACUUGAAACCAAUGAUAUAUUUGCAGCUUAUGAUGACAUGGCAACUACACAUCAGCUGCAGUAUGAUCUUAAUACAAUUGAAGCCGCUACAGAUAAUUUUUCGGACGAGAACAAACUUGGUGAAGGUGGAUUUGGUGUAGUUUACAAGGGUACAUUUUCAAACGGAACAGAAAUUGCGGUUAAGAGGCUAACAAGAACUUCAAGACAAGGCUUCCAAGAGUUCAAGAACGAGGUCGUUGUGGUGGCAAAGCUUCAGCAUAAUAAUCUUGUUAGGCUUUUAGGUUUUUGCAUGGAAAGAGAAGAAAAGAUACUCGUCUAUGAGUUUUUGUGUAACAAAAGCCUCGAUAUGUUCCUCUUUGACACUACGAAUCGACCACAGCUUGACUGGACAAAACGCUACAAUAUCAUCGAAGGAAUUGCUCGAGGGAUUCUAUAUCUUCAUCGAGAUUCACGGCCCAAAGUCAUACACCGUGACCUCAAAGCAAGCAACAUUCUUCUAGAUGCUGGUAUGAACCCCAAAAUCGCGGACUUUGGGCUGGCAAAGAUUUUCGCAGUAGAGCAAACUAGAGACGAGACUAGCAGGAUUGCUGGAACAUACGGCUACAUGGCUCCUGAGUAUAUGAAUCUUGGUCAGUUCUCCAUGGAAUCUGAUGUUUAUAGCUUUGGAGUCUUGGUUCUUGAGAUCAUUAGCGGCAAUACUAGUAGUAGAUUCUACAGGAUUGGUGAUACUGAUUGCAAUCUGGUCACAUAUGCUUGGAAGAUCUGGAGGAAAGGCAGCUAUGCGGCAGAAGAGUUUGUGGACCCGACUUUCGGGGAUAAUUAUCAAAUCGAACAAGUGACUCGAUGCAUUCAUAUAGCACUUUUAUGUGUUCAAGCCGAUCAUGCAGAUCGACCAAAAAUCUGUAAAAUCAACUCGAUGCUCACUUCUAGCAAAAUUAGUCUUCCAGCGCCACAUGAACCAGCUGGGUUUUUGGUACCUAGUCGAAGGGCUUGA
Molecule: messenger RNA, 1941 nt
Organism: Brassica oleracea var. oleracea
Lineage: Eukaryota; Viridiplantae; Streptophyta; Magnoliopsida; Brassicales; Brassicaceae
Product: cysteine-rich receptor-like protein kinase 11
Exons: 8
Coding region: 1-1941 (646 amino acids)
Biological process (GO): protein phosphorylation
Molecular function (GO): ATP binding; protein kinase activity
Source: RefSeq, a predicted model, not a curated record